AUGAGUCAGGAGUAUUAUCCUGGGGAUGGUGCCCCUGCAGCGCGUGAGGGCUCAUCCAAACGCCCCGGUGAUGAAGAACUCGUUCAGAAUCCUUUUUUCCCUAGACCCUCACCCGACUACAUGGUGGUGGGAAAUGGAUCGACUUCAGAGAGCGCGACGGCGCUGAUGACCUCGUUGAAUGAAGAUUCGGGCUAUGGAGGGAGUAUCGCGGAUGAUGGCUCGGUCGACGCCGAUGCCAGAGCUUUGUGGCGCGCUGGUUUGAUGGAAGACAGGCCGACACCGAUACAUACUCCCACGGCUCCCGGAGAGUGGAAUCCAGCAGCGGAACACGAGAAACACAUCGUCGCAAGCCAUGUUCACCAACUGCUUUACAACUCAAAUAGAACCAAGCUUGGACGUUCAAUUUCGCGUACGAUCGAGACCCUCAAGGAGCUCCAGGAGAUGAACCGCCAGUGGCCUGCCCAUUACCCGUCCAUUCAAAACGUCCCGUCUUCCUCUCGACGACCAUCUCUGCAGCAGACUCAGUCGGUCAUUGACGCCACGGAAUCCCCAGGUGACUCGCCGUCGCGACCUGGACUACUUCGACGUGCUGCGACAUCCUUGGGACAAGAUGGUGUGGCUGAGUCGAGCAGCGCUGCAGAGAGUCGAGGCUCGCCUGAACCGAGGCUGAUGACCCCACAGAUCGCGCAGGAAUUCUCAAUUCUGAAGCUGGAUCUGAAGCUGGGUGCGUUGUCGCAAGCUGAAUUGGUACACUCGCUAGAGAAAGGAUCGAUCGCUUCUCUCCUGGACGGAAAAAUCAGCCAAAGCAUCAAACAUCUUCUCUCGCUGCGGGACAGAAUUGAGGAUACAUCUAGCAAGGUCUUGGUCACGGGAGAUCUAAACGCGGGAAAGUCAACCUUCUGCAAUGCCCUGCUACGACGAAAAGUUCUUCCUGAGGACCAGCAGCCAUGUACGAGCAUUUUCUGCGAGGUUCUGGAUGCGCGGGAAAACGGUGGAGUUGAAGAGGUACACGCUGUACACAAGGAUCAACAAUAUGACCGCAACGACGAAAGCACCUACGAUGUCUAUGCUCUCUCUGAGCUUGAAAAUAUCGUGAUUGAUAAUUACAAGUACAUGCAGUGCAAGGUUUACGUGAAGGAUGUGCGGACCAUUGACGAAUCUCUCCUCAACAACGGUGUGGUGGAUAUUGCGCUAAUCGAUGCUCCUGGGUUGAACUCGGACUCAUUGAAGACGACGGCUGUUUUUGCCCGGCAGGAAGAGAUCGACGUGGUUGUUUUUGUGGUUUCUGCUGCCAACCACUUCACCCUUUCUGCAAAGGAGUUCAUCCUGAAUGCUGCGCAUGAAAAAGCAUAUAUUUUUAUUGUCGUGAAUGGAUUCGACCAGAUUCGAGACAAGCAACGGUGCCAGCGGAUGAUUUUCGAUCAAAUCGGCAAACUCAGUCCUCGCACCCAUAAAGAGGCCGCCGAACUCGUCCACUUUGUAUCAAGCAAUGCUAUACCUGUUAUGCCGGCGGUACCUGUCAAUCAGUCCGUCUCUGGCAGCGGUGGUGGAUCUGAUCCUCAUGGAGAUGGUCCCGAUGAUGGUGGUGAUGACCCAAGUAAGGGUGGGAAAGGCAAAGGGAAGGAGAAGGAGAAAAUCCAGGAUUUUGAGAAUUUGGAAGGUGCAUUGCGACGAUUUGUCCUCGAAAAACGUGCACGCUCAAAACUUGCUCCUGCUCGGACCUACCUUUUGAACCUCCUAGCAGAUCUGCACUCUUUGGCAACUGUCAAUAGAGAUGUUGCCCAGACAGAACUCAAGCGUGUGACGGAAGAACUGGCGGAGCUGGAGCCCGCCUACGAAGAUGGAAAAAAGAGGAAGACGGAGCUGGGAGACGAAAUUGAAAAAUGCAUCGAUGAUUCCUGCGACGACGUUUACAACCACACACGUUCGACCCUUACAGAUAGUAUUACUCAGGUUUCAGGAGCGGACUUGGGUGUUGUGUAUCCGGGUCUGUUUGCUGCUUUCCAAUAUGCAGAGGACCUGAAGCAAGCUAUGCUAGAGAAGAUCUCCGAGUCUGUGUUCAACUGCGAAGAUUAUGCCCGCGACAAAACUGUGCAGGGUGUCGGUUUCAUCCAGAAUAUCGGUCUGCUCCACGUUGGGGAAGACAAGUUCACUCCUCUCAAUUUCCGUGCCGAUAUGAUGUUCCGCCGGAGCCGCCGUCACACGUUGGCACGCCAAGUAGACACGGAAGUUGAGAUCUGGGACUUCUUCGACCUCUCGGGCCUUUGGGAGAGUCAGGAGAAGGUGGCCGGGACCGGUAUGGCGAUGACAGCCGUGACUGUCCUGGGAGGAAGAGCCUUCGGUGGCAUGAGCUGGGUCGACAGCGCGUUCAACGUUGCUAAGAUCCUAGGGUCAAAUAACCUGCGCCGCCUGCUACUCCCUGGCAUUGUUGCUGCAGCUGCCUUGACUACGGCAUACAUUCUCUCUUCGAUUCCGUCGACACUCCCUCCUCGUCUUUCUCGAAAACUUGCGGCCACUCUUGAAGAGAUGGACUAUGUGCAUUCCAACGCCACCCGCAUCUCGUCCGAAGUGCGCCGGAUUCUUCGUACGCCAGCCGCCAACCUACAAACCAGUCUUGCCCAAGGCAUUGAGGAUCUCGCAAGGAGAAAGCAAGAGGUCAGCAAGAUCAAGGGUGAGAGCGAAGUUGCCAGCAAAUACUUCAGCAAUCUGUUCCGCGACAGCGCGGACACCCGAACCACCGUUCAAAACAUCGAUCUAGAGGGAACCGUGCCGGGUCCCGUGGGCGCCUAUGGAUCCUGA
Penicilliopsis zonata CBS 506.65 is the source of this 2799-nucleotide messenger RNA. RefSeq lists its product as hypothetical. Gene Ontology annotation, cellular component: mitochondrial outer membrane. The transcript is spliced from 4 exons. Lineage: Eukaryota; Fungi; Ascomycota; Eurotiomycetes; Eurotiales; Aspergillaceae. Gene Ontology annotation, biological process: mitochondrial fusion. The coding region runs from base 1 to 2799 and encodes 932 amino acids. The record is from RefSeq and is a predicted model, not a curated record. Gene Ontology annotation, molecular function: GTP binding; GTPase activity.